AAAAAAAACAAAUAGAACGUAUGCUAUUUUAUUUACAUCUUAAGCUCCUCGACCCUUAAUCGACAUUUAAUCAAGUCCAUAACCUUUGUUUGCAAUUUUCCAAUACAACAACAUUUGUUUACAAUGUACAAAGUAUUGGAGUUUUGUUUACAUUUUAUAAAAUCAUUAACCUCUUUUUUACAUAUUAUAAUGUCAUUUACCCUUUCUUUUUUACAUUUAGCGAAGACCACAACCUUUGUUUUCAUUUUGCCAAUAGAACAACCUUUGUUUACACUUGGGGUCAAUGACUUUUUUGUUUACAUUUUAUGAGGUCAAUGCUGCUUUUUUACGUUGUGAGGCCAAUAACCUCUUUGUUUACAUUUUAUCAGGUUAUGUUGUUUACAUUUAGCUAAUACAACAAUCUUUGUUUGCAUUUUGAGGUCAAUGACCUCUUUAUGUGUUCAAAAACCCUUUUGUUUAAUUUUAGCUAAGUCAACUACCUUUGUUUACAUUGGGACUCAAUGACUUUUUUCUUUAUAAUUUACGCGGUCAAUGACCCCUUUGUUUACAUUUUAUAAUGUCCUUGACCCUUUUGUUUACUUUUAGCCCAGUCAACAACCUUUGUUUACAUUAAUUACUAAAUUGCCAGCUCAAGGGAAGUAAAGGUUUGAAAUUGUUGUACGAGUACCCUAUAAAGUCAAUAUUGUGUACCUAAUUUUUUAAUACAUAAUUCUUAUUCUUCCACUUUUGACCUGUAACUGUUAUCGUAAAAGAAGAAGAGCUAAAAACGUUUUUAAUGAAGCUGUGUAAAUACAGACAUUCUCUCACAGCAUAAAACUAGUGAGGAGAGAAAGGGUUGGAGAGGCUAAAGUGUACUUAGUUGGGUAGGCGGUUUGGGUGAUGGGUAUUGGUUAUGACCUAGACUGACGGUAAACGGCAUGGAAAGAGAUUUAUGGUAUAUCCGAUCAGUAACUACCAACAACAAUAACAUACAAGCCAUACAUGUGUGUGUGUCUUCUUAUUAUAUGCAAUUACACAAAUUUUUACAACUUACAUACAAACAUAAGACCAGAGUAUAUUUGUGAAAUGUUUUUUACUUAAUUUGAAAGAAAUAUUUUCGUGGAUUACCCACAAGUGUUUCUAUUUUUAUAUGUGCCUAUUAUUUUCGUGGGACCUGACCUAUUUGAACUAGUUUUUCGUUAGAUUUUGUUGUUUCCUACUCUUACUCUUUUGUUUGUUCAGGUGAAAUUAUGAUUAUUACAGGUGUUAUUUUCUAAAAACAAAAUAAUUAAAUAAAUAAAUGAAUGAGGUUGAUAGCGCUACUAGAAUUUACUUUCGUUUAGUUGCCGAACAAUUGUAGAACUGUAAAGCCGAAACUGGACGGUCGAAGUAAAGCCAGUAAAUGUUUUUCACUCAAAAAAAAAUGCGCUAUUCACAUUAUAUAAAUGUCGUACGAUUGCUAAUAUUUCUAAUAACCGGCGCGGCGUUAUUUCUGCUCGUUAAUCAAUGGAUCUACACAAGAGAAGCGCUGGAGGGGAUCGAAAUUGAAUUAAUACAAAAAACACCGUAUUGGCAGCGAAGCCACAAAAGAGAACUAAAGGAUUGGCAUGACGUCGAAGCCAUGGCGGGCGAUGCAGCACGAAGUGGAUUAGGCGAACAUGGGAAACCUGCGUAUAUAACGAAUCUUUCAAAGCGGACGUUAGAGCGUGAAUUAAGCAAGAAGAACGGAUUUAAUGCUUUGCUGUCUGAUAUGAUUUCUGUCAAUCGGUCGUUGCCUGAUAUACGUGAUCAGGGCUGCCAAAAGUUGAAAUAUUUCGCAGAUUUACCCACCGUCAGUAUAGUAAUACCGUUCUACAAUGAACACUUUAGCGCCUUGGUGCGUUCUUUACACAGCAUCAUCAACCGUACACCAGCCGAAUUGAUUAAAGAAAUAAUACUCGUCGAUGAUUUCAGUGAUGUUACUAAUUUGAAAAAACCACUCGACGAGUAUGUGGAGCAAAAUUUUCCUAAAGUGGAAAUUUUACGCUUUCGUAAGCGGCAAGGGCUCAUCGCAGCGCGCCUAGCUGGUGCUGUUAAGGCUGUCGCUGAUGUGCUGGUUUUUAUGGACGCACAUGUGGAGGUCAAUUACAAUUGGUUGCCACCGCUGCUGCAUGAAAUAGUUUUGAACAAACGCACCGCGGUAUGCCCCAUGAUCGAUGUGAUUGAGGACGCUACUUUCGAGUAUACUGCACAAGAUGAGGGUGCACGUGGCGCUUUCGAUUGGAUACUUGACUAUAAACGACUGCCGUUGCUCGAAAGUGCUAAGAAGAAUCGCACAAAACCAUUCGAGAACCCAAUCAUGGCGGGUGGUUUAUUCGCGAUAUCAAGGGAAUGGUUUUGGGAGUUGGACGGUUAUGAUGACGGUUUGGACAUUUGGGGUGGUGAACAGUAUGAGUUGAGUUUUAAGAUUUGGAUGUGUGGUGGUCGUUUAUUGGACGUGCCAUGCUCGCGUGUCGGUCACAUUUUUCGCAGUGAAAAUUGGACUGGCGUAUCGGAAGAUCGCAAAGAAGAUUACUUGCAUAAGAAUUACAAACGCGUUGCGGAGGUGUGGAUGGACGAUUACAAGAACUAUCUAUACAAGCAUGCGCGCGGUGUAUAUGAAAAACUUGAUGCGGGUGAUUUAACGAAGCAACUCGCUUUGCGUGAGAAAUUGCAUUGCAAGUCAUUCAAGUGGUUUAUCGAAAAUGUCGCCUUUGACUUGGUGAAAACAUAUCCGCCCAAAGGCACCACCGAUUUCGCUUAUGGUCAGGUGAGAAGUGUGGGCGCGCCGAAAUUUUGUCUCGACACCUUAGGCCGACCCGAUUACAGAAUCGUUGGAGUUAAAGAUUGCGAAGCGACAAGCAUAUUCCCAAGUCGGAGACAAGACUGGUCGCUAAGUGAAGACCAUGACCUGCGUAUGCGUGGCGAAGAAUAUUGCCUACAAACGGCUGACCAUAAACCAAAUUCUCAAGUCUUGCUUUAUGAUUGCAGUUAUGGCAAUAAGAAUCAAUUAUGGUAUUACAAUCGUCGGCGUAAGUGGCUGGUUUAUGGUGCAAAAAGACUGUUUUGUCUGGAGGCUCGCCCCGCAUCCAGACAUGUUGUAGUCAAUAGGUGUCGCACGAAUUUUCCAUUAAUGCAAUGGGACUUUGUUCAUGUUAAUGACACUUUGUUGGAUACCUAUUUCGAAACUAUGCCAUAGCAAGUAGUUAGAAUG
Bactrocera neohumeralis is the source of this 3211-nucleotide messenger RNA. RefSeq names its product N-acetylgalactosaminyltransferase 6-like. The transcript has 3 exons. Gene Ontology annotation, cellular component: Golgi apparatus. NCBI's taxonomy places the organism in Eukaryota, Metazoa, Arthropoda, Insecta, Diptera, Tephritidae. The record is from RefSeq and is a predicted model, not a curated record. The coding region runs from base 1382 to 3196 and encodes 604 amino acids.